AUCUCACGAUGUGAAAAAAACGCCAGUGGAGUGGAGUCAAAAACAAAAUUAGUUUUUGUUUUUCGCUCUAUUUUCAUGAUAUUUCAUGUGAUAAAGAUACAUGCAGAGUUUGUUGUGCAUUGACUUGUAUAGAAUGAAUCUGUGUUUAAAUAUUUAACGUAAUUUUCUUGAAGCAUGGCAUCCAAAAGCGAGGACAACUUUUCCGCCUCAGAGAAUGAAUCCAUUCCAGAAUUUUCCGCCAGCGAAGACGAAUGGGAUCCGGCGAAGCAUGAUGUCAAAUUGGGAAGGAAAAGGAAACCAAAAUCCAAACGACCCCCAGCAAAACCAACGAGAGUUUCAAGAAGAAUCGCAUCAAAGUUGGGAAAAAUGCUUCCGGAGGAACCGGAAUGCAGUGCAGCUGUAGACCUGCCACCAGACCCUGUCGAGGAUUCGGGUACGGAAUCGUCAGAAUCGGAUAAAUGUCCAAAGAGUAAAAAACGGAAACGUUCGGCAUCCAAGAUGAAAGGUGGGAGAAAAACCACAAAAGAGGCCAAUGAUGAACCGAUUAAGUUGACGACCUUUACGGUCGAAGAGCUCUAUCGGAAGUAUAGACCAGACUUGGCGUGCAGCUCGAAGAUGGAUGUAAUUUCCGAGAGGCGAAAGCUGGAAAUUAAGAAGGAACCUGACGAUGACGAUAGCAGCGGCGACGAUUAUCUGGUCGAUCCGGAGAAGCUGGAUUUGAAUUCGGACUUUUUUCUACCAAAGGGUGACUUUGAAAAGAAGCAGCUAGAGAGCCCUGCUAUUCAGUUCGAUUGUAACGCCGGUUUGGAGAUGGAUGAUUCGGAAGAAGAGGUAGACGACGAUGAAAAAUCGUUGAGCACGAUAAAAUUGGAAGAAGAGAGCAAUGGGGAUUUUAACAAAAAGCUAAUUCAACAAAUUAAUCAGUCCAGUCUCAAUUGUGUGAAUAUGGUGAAGCUUGCAGAGUUUUCGCAGCGGCUGGAAAAAGAUCGACAAAAACUGCAACAGCUUCGACAGGAACAAAUAUCUCAGAAACAGUCGAACGAAGAAGACGUUUCAAAUAUAUUAUUGGCAGGAGAGAAAAUUGAAGUUAGAAAAGGUGACCCCAACAAGAAAAAUAGUUUUGUUGCAGUGGACGAGAAAAAAGAAUGCGAAGGGGAAAAAAUGGUUCAAGUAACGCUCAAAUUUGAAUCAGCCGAAAAAGAUAAAAAAGGAAAGAAGAGGGUUGACUUGUUCACUGCCCUCAAACGAUUGAUGAACCGUGAAAAACGUCAAAACCAAAUAUAUCUGCAUAAAGUGUCAGUUCUUUGCUGGAUAGGGUAUGGAACGUUUCUCAAUCGAACGGUUUCUAAUCCGUCACUCGUACAAUUAAUCAUAAAACGACUACUGCCUUCGUCUGGCUGCCGACCGAAAGGUCUCACCAACUUGAACUAUUUCCAACAGGUAACGCAUUAUUUCCGAAAGGUAGUUAAGCUGAAAAACCAGGAUAUGUAUUUUCGGUCAAGUAAAAUGCCACCACUCAAAGCGACUCUCAAAUAUCAAAUCAUGCAGCAAUCGGCGUACUGCAAACGCGAUUACAUCUUGUUGUUUCUGCUGAUGCUGCGCUCCUUGAAUAUUCACUGCCGGUUGGUGAUGUCGCUUGUGGUUCCACCGAAACAGGUCCCAGCCAACGAACUCUAUCGAAUGACGCCUAAGACGUCAGAAGAGCUUCAAGCUGAUCGGCGGUUGAUGUUGGAUUUUAAGCGAGCUCCCCGUCAUAGUGUAGUAUACAAGGCCCGUGAGAAGCUCUUUGAGCUGGUCUCUAAGAACUCGCAGCAAAUGCAAAGGGAAGCAGCCAGGAAGCAACGUCGUGAAGGAUUCAGUGCAACCUUUCCACAGUUGGAUGGAGGUCACGAUGAUUUGUUAAGGCCACCUCGUAAAAAGCUGAAACUUAUGGAUAAUUCGUUCAUGAAUGUUGAGAGCAAUUUGUCAACGGUGAAGAAGUCGUCAAAUGGAACCGAAGAAGAGAAAUUUUCCGAAGACCUGGACGAAAAAGUGCGGCGACGUAGGGAGAGGAUUUUAGCAGCAUAUCAAGCAUCCAGAGUUCGGAACGAGCUGGCUAGGGCACGUGCUAAAGCAGAAGCGGAAUUGUUGGGAGAGGGUACUAGUUCAAUGCAUAAUGGCACGCGAGGGAGGCCCGGUUCCAAGCAGGCUGCUAAACGAAAUCGUCCUGGUUUAGAUCUUUGGAUCGAAGUAUAUUGCGAACACGAGGAUAAAUGGGUUACGAUCGACAUCAUUCAUGGAAAGGUUUAUUGCUUAGAGGAUAUUGUUAAUCAAGCCACUGCCCCUAUCUGCUACGUGUUAGCGUGGAACAACGACGGUACGAUCAAAGAUGUCUCACCGCGAUACAUAUCCCGUUUGGGCAGCAAAAAGUCCAAACUACGCGUUGAAGACAUUUGGGUCGAGAAAACGCUCCAGCCUUACAGAGUGCGUCGGCAAACACGUCGUGAUCGGACCGAAGAUUUAAAGUUUGAUAAAUUGCUCAACAAGCGGCCCUUCCCGGAGCAGAUAGGGGAGUACAAGAACCAUCCGCGAUUCGUUAUUGAGAGGCACCUGCUGCGGAAUGAGGCAAUCUAUCCACCGGAUUCCGUCGUAUUGGGCUACAUCAAGGACGAACCGAUCUACCCGCGGGAUUGCGUGCAUGUACUGUUCUCGCGGGAGGGCUGGCUGCGACAAGCCAAGACAGUCAAGAUGUUCGAACAGCCCUACAAAGUGGUAAAAGCUAAAGCCAGGUAUGAUCGCUUCACGGGGACAUCGGUAACUGGUCAGAAAAUGGAGUUGUUCGGGAGCUGGCAGGUCGAGGACUACGAUCCACCGACGGCCCAGAACGGGUUGGUUCCGCGAAGCGCCUACGGAAAUGUGGACCUUUUCAAGCCUUGUAUGCUUCCGAAGGGAACGGUUCAUCUGCAGUUACCGGGUUUGAAUCGAAUCUGCAAGCGUUUGCGUGUCGAUUGCGCUCAGGCUAUUGUCGGUUUCGAAUACAAAAAUAACGCAUGCCAAGCAAUUUACGAUGGCUUUGUUGUUUGUGAGGAAUACCGCGACGAAGUCAUUGACGAGUGGUACCAGGAGCAGGUCGAACUGGAACGGAAGGAGGAUGAAAAACGCAAGAAGCGGGUUUAUGGUAAUUGGAAGAGAUUGGUAAUGGGAUUGUUCAUUAGGAAAAGAUUGAAGGAUCGUUAUAAUUUUGAUAAUAUGUAAUUGCAGCACAGUGUCCUUAGAGAUCGUUUAUUUGUGUAUGAUUUAUAUCUAUUCUGUUAGAUAACUUUAAGUAAGUGUAAUUUUCUUAUUAAAUAUAUGUAGAACAUGCUGAA
This is a messenger RNA of Armigeres subalbatus, 3347 nucleotides long. RefSeq names its product DNA repair protein complementing XP-C cells homolog. The record is from RefSeq and is a predicted model, not a curated record. Gene Ontology annotation, cellular component: nucleotide-excision repair factor 2 complex; cytoplasm; XPC complex. Gene Ontology annotation, molecular function: single-stranded DNA binding; damaged DNA binding. NCBI's taxonomy places the organism in Eukaryota, Metazoa, Arthropoda, Insecta, Diptera, Culicidae. Gene Ontology annotation, biological process: nucleotide-excision repair; mismatch repair. The transcript is spliced from 3 exons. The coding region runs from base 175 to 3234 and encodes 1019 amino acids.